This is a messenger RNA of Physcomitrium patens, 1256 nucleotides long. RefSeq names its product vacuolar protein sorting-associated protein 32 homolog 1. Lineage: Eukaryota; Viridiplantae; Streptophyta; Bryopsida; Funariales; Funariaceae. The record is from RefSeq and is a predicted model, not a curated record. Gene Ontology annotation, biological process: vesicle budding from membrane; late endosome to vacuole transport via multivesicular body sorting pathway. Gene Ontology annotation, cellular component: multivesicular body; ESCRT III complex; cytoplasmic side of plasma membrane.
GCGAAGCCAUCGACGGAAUCAGUACCGACACCGGAACCCGAUUCCAUCAAUUCAGAGUCUCUCGGCGACACUUGGGCUGUCUGUAUGCUGUCUGUGUGCCUGCUCUACCUUCGAUCUCCAGGAUGCUACACUGCCGCCUCGUGACCUGUACGUUGUAGAAUUGUACACGAGCGUUUGCAGCGCAGAUACUCAAAAGGCGGCAGAUACUCGAGGGUUUUGUUAAUCUGCCCUCUUCUGUCGGAGAAUUUUCCGUUCAUCAUGUUUGGCAGAUUGUUCGGGAAGCCCAAAGAGGAGCCCUCUACCCUCUCCACGCUUGAUAAGCUCAAUGAGACCCUGGAGAUGUUGGAGAAAAAGGAGAAAGUGUUGCAAAAGAAAAUAGCUAUGGAAAUUGAGAAGGCUAAGGAGUUUACGAGCUUGAAGAAUAAGCGAGCUGCGAUUCAGUGUUUGAAGCGGAAGAAGUUGUAUGAAGUCCAAGUAGAGCAACUCGGUAACUUUCAAUUGCGUAUUCAUGACCAGAUGAUUAUGUUAGAGGGUGCUAAAGCAACCACAGAAACUGUGGAUGCCCUGCGUAGCGGUGCUUCAGCUAUGAAGGCUAUCCAGAAGGCGACAAAUAUUGACGACGUUGACAAGACCAUGGAUGAGAUCAAUGAGCAAACUGAGAACAUGAAACAGAUCCAGGAGGCACUCUCAACUCCUAUUGGGACAUCAGCUGAUAUCGACGAGGAUGAGUUAGAAGCCGAGCUCGAGGAUCUUGAAGGAGCUGAAUUAGAAGAACAAUUAAUCACUCCCUCUGUCCAGGAACUCCCACAAGCAUACCGACCUCCAGUUCCUACUCAGAAAGCCAAACCACCUCAGAACAAGGAGGAAGAAGAUGAACUUGCAGCCCUUCAAGCUGAAAUGGCGCUCUAGAGACAAAUUUUGGCCACCAAUUUCAUCUCGGAUUUGGAAUCUCAUGUUCUUCACAUUCAGUCCUUUUCCAGAUUUAUAGCAGAGAUUAGGUGUUAAGAAUUUGACAUAGUUUCUUCUUUCCAUUUGCGCCUCAUAGGAUUAGCGAUUGUAUUGAAUCUCGGUGUUGCUCUUAUCAACCCUUGUGUAUACAUUGCAGCAUCACUUUAUUAUUUUUUCGUUUCACGUAGGGAUACACCGGAUUCAGCAAUAAACUGCAUAAUGUAGUGGAUUACGAGCGUUACUACUCAACUAUUUGUACUAAUUACACAAUUUAACGAAUGUAAACCUUGUUACAAAUGCGUUAUGUA